AUGGAGAAGCACAACGACUUGGAAAAGGCUCGCGCCGUAGAGGCAGACAUCGCUAUGAGCAAGCCGACUGUACCAAAGUCAACGUGCUCUCGAGCUUCACGAUCAGCAUUGAUGCUCUCGUCAUUACUUUUGGUAUUCACUUGGCUCUCAUACCCAAUCUACGAGAAUGGUAGCCACCACGGAUCCUCAACCCCCAACUCCAAAGGUCCUUCAUGCCAGCAGGUAGAUGCACUCUGGCCGACGAGCAACGAUGCAUUGAAGGACUCCUUCGAUUACCUCUCCACACCCGCCUUUGAAAAGGAUUCCAUCGCUCGCCUCUCAGGCGCCGUUCAGAUCCCCACCGAAUCAUACGACGAUCUCGGAGAGAUUGGCGAGGACAAGAGAUGGGAAGUCUUCUACCCCUUCCACGAUUACCUCAAGGCAACAUUCCCUAGAGUCCACGAGGAGCUGAAGUUGGAAAAGGUCAACACUCAUGGACUGCUGUACACAUGGGAUGGGUCCGAUGAAAAGAGCAAGCCGGUCGUGUUGAUGGCACACCAAGAUGUCGUUCCUGUGGACAAGAACACUGUUGAUUCAUGGACACACCCUCCGUAUAGUGGGCAUUUCGACGGUACCAACAUUUGGGGCCGUGGUGCUGGUGAUUGUAAGAAUCAGUUGAUUGGUAUUCUGGAGACUGUAGAGGUGUUGCUGAGUGCAGGCCACAAGCCCAAGCGCACCGUCGUCUUGUCCUUUGGCUUUGAUGAGGAGAUCAGCGGUCGGCAUGGUGCUGGGCAUCUGGCCAAGUUCCUCCACGAGCGUUACGGUGAUGAUGGUGUUGCGGCUGUUGUGGAUGAAGGGAGGGGCUAUACCGAGUUCUUUGGACGAGGAUAUGCCGUGCCUGGCGUGGCRGAGAAGGGCUACACAGAUGUCGACAUCAGAGUCCGCACGUCCGGUGGCCACUCUUCCAUCCCCAAAGAUCACACCAGUAUUGGUAUCCUCGCUGAGAUCAUCACCAAGAUCGAAGCGGUCCAAUACCCAUCUUAUCUUUCCGAGAAGAACCCAUAUCUUACAUUCCUCCAAUGCGGAGCCGAGUACGCACCCGACUUCCCCAAGAAGCUCAAGAAGCUUCUCCACAAGCACGAUUCCAAGAAGACAUGCCCGGCGCAAUCCGAUCCUCUCGCCAUCGAAGCCGCCAAGCUAGGCGCCGAAGUGAAGUAUCUGAUGCRAACCUCCCAAGCAGUAGAUGUCAUCAAAGGCGGCACCAAAGUGAACGCCAUGCCUGAGACUGCUGUCGCAACAGUCAACCACCGCAUCAACAUCGGCGACAAACCCGAGAACGUAUACGCUCACAUCGCCCACCUCCUCAAACCAGUCGCACAAAAGUACAACCUCUCCCUACACGCUUUUGACGGAGAAGAUGCAGCUUACAAUGCCAUUUCCCUCUCCUCCUCCCCCAAUACCCUGCAAGUCGCACCUGUGACCCCCACAAACGUCGACGCCGUGACGCCCUAUGCCGUCCUCUCCGGCACGAUCCGUGCGUUGUAUGGAGAAGACACUWUUGUUGCUCCGGCUUUGAUGACGGGCAACACGGACACGAGAUAUUACUGGGCUUUGACGAAGCAUAUCUUCCGCUUUGGACCUGGAUAUGUUAAAGAGGACGACUUUUCGUUGGGGAGCAUUCAUACUGUGAAUGAGAAGGUUAGUGCUAGUAACCAUUUCAAGGUUGUUAAGUGGUUCACGCUGUUUUUGAGGAAUAUGGAUGAGGCCGAGUUGGAGUAG
Molecule: messenger RNA, 1758 nt
Organism: Ramularia collo-cygni
Lineage: Eukaryota; Fungi; Ascomycota; Dothideomycetes; Mycosphaerellales; Mycosphaerellaceae
Product: related to CPS1-gly-X carboxypeptidase YSCS precursor
Exons: 2
Coding region: 1-1758 (585 amino acids)
Cellular component (GO): fungal-type vacuole lumen
Molecular function (GO): metallocarboxypeptidase activity
Source: RefSeq, a predicted model, not a curated record